AUGGAUCCUGAUAUAUCUUUGAAAGACGGCCCCGUGAUCCUUUUGAACUUCCACUCUCAACAUUGGCUGAAGUUGUAUUUAACAGCAGACCUGAAUCUUUUGGAUGUCUUCAUGUGUCGGUGUCCUCCUUUGAAGUCGUCUGAUUUGUUGAUGAAGAGAAAGAUGGAUGCAUAUUAUUCGCUUGGCCUUAUUCCUCCAUCACCUCAGGAGUAUCAAAUCUUGGGCCUAAAUCUUCUAAGGCUUCUGGUUCAGAAUAGAAUAGCAGAAUUUCACACUGAACUGGAGCUUCUUUCUGCUAGUGCAUUGGAGAAUCCUUGUAUUAAGCAUGCUCUAGAGCUCAAGCAGUAUUUUAUGGAAGGAGCCUGCAAUUGUGUGCUAAGUGCUAGGCAAACUGUUCCACAUAGCAUCUACGUCUACUUCAUGGAUCUCCUUGCAAAGACAGUCCGAGAUGAAAUAGCAGGUUGCAGUGAAAAAGCCUAUGAUUACUUGACCAUUGCUGAUGCUAAACAGAUCUUGAUGUUCUCUUCUGAACAAGAACUCUUAGAAUAUAUUACUGAGGAGCAUCCUGACUGGGAGGUAAGAAAUGGCUGUGUGUUUUUCCAGAAGGCGAAGGGAACAACAGCUUGCAAGGAGAUCCCAUCUUUGCAGCUCAUCAAUCAGACACUCGGCUAUGCAAGAAAACUACAAGGCAUUGUGUGA
Messenger RNA from Nymphaea colorata (pocket water lily), 699 nucleotides. RefSeq names its product 26S proteasome non-ATPase regulatory subunit 8 homolog A-like. Bases 1 to 699 code for a protein of 232 amino acids. Gene Ontology annotation, cellular component: proteasome regulatory particle; proteasome regulatory particle, lid subcomplex; nucleus. NCBI's taxonomy places the organism in Eukaryota, Viridiplantae, Streptophyta, Magnoliopsida, Nymphaeales, Nymphaeaceae. The transcript has 4 exons. Gene Ontology annotation, biological process: proteasome-mediated ubiquitin-dependent protein catabolic process. The record is from RefSeq and is a predicted model, not a curated record.